UAUUUUGACAUUUCAGUCAGACGCUUGCCACGUAUAUGUAUUGCGUCUGAUGACUCUGAUCUUGUGAACUUCACAACAUUAAAAUAUUUUUACCGAGAAAACGAUCGAAAACAACAUAAUCAAUAUUGUAUAUUUCUGAGACCACCAAGUGCUGACCAGAAAUGUACAACGGUAUAGGUCUGCAGACUGCCAGAGGCAGUGGGACCAAUGGCUAUGUUCAGACAAACAAGGCUUUUGUGCGCCACCACAAGGACAGGGUUGAUUACAAGUCUGAGGAGGAAAUCAAAAAGUUGGAGGCUCAGAUGAUCAAACAGCCAAACAAGGAAAUCCUUGACCAUGAGCGCAAGAGGAAGGUGGAGCUCAAGUGCAUGGAAAUGGAAGAGCUCAUGGAGGAACAAGGUUACACAAAGGAGGAGAUAGACAGUAAGGUUGCACUUUUCCGCAAGAUGUUGAUGGACAAGGAGGGUGUGCAGGAAGGAUCUUCUGUGGAGAAAGACGAGUUUGGACGACCAAUUGCCAAGCAGACGCACCAGAUAGCAGAGGCAACAGCGGAGAAGAACGCACGUUUGAAGGAGGCUUUUGGCAUCAGUGACUACUAUCAAGAUGGCAGCUCCUUUGAUCCCAAUAGGAAGGCCAAAGAGGAAGCAGCCAAGGCCUUGGCAAUGGCACACAAAAAAUAUGCAAUCGUGCAGGAUUCUGACUCUGCAUCAGAAACUUCUCCCAGCCCAUCACCACAGAAACAAAAAAAGAAGUCAAGGGACAAGAGUGAAUCAGUGGAAAGAAAGUCAUCUAAGAAGAAGAAAAGCAAAAAGCAUAGGAACGAUCGGUCAGAAAGUAGAAAAAGCAAGAAACGAAAGAAUAAGCAUAAGAAAAGAGAUUCUGGUGAGAAACGUAAGAAACACAAGCGCCACACGUCCCCUUCUUCUGACUCCGAGUCCAGCACAGAUGAUGACAAGAAAGGCUCUGGCGAGUCUGAGGAGGAGGAGGCAUCCCAGCCCCACAAGUCUCCAGAGAAAGUACGGGAACAAGUCUUGAAAUCGGGCUCAGCUGAAAGGAGACCGAGACAGGAAGUUAAAGGUCGCAGUGGGUCCCUGUCCUCCCUCGCCUCUAGCCCCUCCCCCUUCUCCACCACGGACCCACAGUCCCUUGCCUGGACAGGGUAGGCAUAGUUCCUCACCAGGCCACCGUAGCCCUGAUACACGGCAGCCGCAUAAACGGUCUCUCACACCAAGAAGUGGCAGCAACAAACACAUAAGAGAUUCAAGGUCACCAAAGAAAACAAGGUCACGAUCAGACUCUAGAGGUCGCAGAGGGUCCAAGCAUGACAAAUCUGACUCAGAUAGCAAAAGUAGGUCACGUGAGCGUGAAUCUCGGAGUCCAUCAAUUCGCCGACGUAAAGGGUCGCCAAGUCAUCUUGACAGACGCAGAAUAACUAGGUCAGGGUCACCUGAAUAUAGGCAGGGGUCAAGGUCAAAUACACAGAGGUCACCUAGAAGGUCACCAAGCCCUUACCAGAGGUCGAGAAAUAGAAACUGAAAGCGGAUAAAAUUGUGCACGUAAACGCCCAGUCCCUUAUCCACCGCCCCACCCCGCCCCUCUCGAGUUCAUGAAAGCGAGGAUGACCACUACCCCACCCACUAUCGCCACAGCCAUUCCCACAGCCCAGCCCUGCGGCGGAGAUCUUCCCACAGACACAGCAACCAUCGACAUAGUCAUAGCACUGACAGGGAGGAUAGUUACAGAUGAAUAAUGGACUUGAUUCAUUGAGUCGCGUUCUGAGAAAACUGGGCAUAAUGCAUGUGCGUAAAGUGUCAUCCCAGAUUGGCCUGUGCAGUCCGCACAGGCUUAUCAGGGACGACACUUUCCCCCUAAAUUGGAUUUUUUCUAAGAAGAGACUUCAUUUAAACGAAACAUGUCAUAAAAGCGAAAAAGUGUCGUCCCUGAUUAGCCUGUGCGGACUGCACAGGCUAAUCUGGAACGACACUUUACGCACAUGCAAUUAAGCCCAGUUUUCUCAGAACGCGUCUCUAUUGAUUAAUUUAUCAAAAUAUAAGUCAUUUGAUGUGUUGUUGAGAGAUGGAAAACUUUGUGUUGUUGGUAAUGAUUAUUUAAUAUCCUUCUAGAAUAUUCACAGUAAUAAACAAAACAAGAUGUUAGUACUCCAAACUUUGUGGAUUUAAUAUGAAAAUGCAUUUUGAAUACUUGAGAAAACAAGUAAAUGUGACUUGAAUAAAGUUUGUGUUUUAAUUUAUAAUGUAAAAUCCAGAAAAAUUCAGUAAAUGCUUAACAAAACAAAUAAUAAUAAAUCGCCUUCAAAUUGAAUGUAAUUGAAUCAUAUUGUGUACCAAAAAUGUUUCCAUUUUCUUAUUAUCUCUAGUCAUGCUGUUACUUGUGAUUAUGUCAAUGGUUGUAUUUGUGGAAACAUCAGCUUCUAGAUGCUAUUUAUUUAUGAUAAUUGUUGUUUUUUUAUAAAAAAAAUUACGUCUGACAUUUGAUGAUGCUUAAUUCAACUGGGUGAAUAACGCUUUCACAGGAAACUUGCUUAUGAUUUACAAUACAGGUGGGGUCAGACACAGAACAAAAGUAAUUUGUUUUUAUAACAAGCAUAUUCUUCUGAUAUAGCACUUCUUCUAAAUAGAAGAGUUUGUGUCGGCAUCUAAUGGUUAAGGGGGGACUGUUUAAAGGUUCUCAGCAUUAGCUCUAGCACAUGUUUGAAAUAAGUGUUCUGCCUCGUAAUGUUAAGGCAAAUGUAAGAUACUUUGUUUUAUAAUCGUUCUACAAAAGCCAAAUAUUGUCUUAUAUUACUUUUAAUAGUAACAAAAUAAUGUAGUGAGCGGGCCAUUAAUCGUAUCUAGAAGGACAAUAUAAAUAAUAUUUGUCCACUUAGCCUGGUCGAUUUUUUUGUAUCUGAGAAGAAUUGAAGUUUGCCGCUUCAACUGAACAAAAUGACGGCCAAAUUCUGUAUUGCCAUAAUUGAUAAAUAAAAUAAAUCCAUAAAUCAGCAAAUAAGUAUAAACUGAUGAUAAUUAAACGCAUUGCCAAAUUGUGCUUCUAAGAAUAUUGGUUGCAACUGAAACUGAUUACACCAUUCGAGCUUUAACAGGAGUCACACACACAAAUUUAGUAAAACAACACACUUACCUCAAUGACAAGUUUAAUCCAAUGCGUAUAACAAUGUAAUUACAACAAGAUGCACUUCCAUUUUGACUGAACAAAAUAGGAUGAUAUGUAAUAUAAGCAAUGUCUCGCGGCAGCGCUGGGCCGAUCUUCUAUAAUUUGCCCUAGCCGCAGAAUGUCCAUCAGGCUCAAAACCCUCGGGCCAUUACUACAGCAGAGGGCAAAUCAUAGAGGUCUGGCCCAGCUCUACCGUGUGUAAUUGUCUGAUUAUCGCUGAAGUAAUGUGUGAACCGUAAGCUGUGGUUUCAAUUAUCAGGUGAAAUUUCAAAGUGACUGUAAUGGUUGUCAACUUUUCUGAAAAUGUUCAUCACAUAAUCAGGGUAAUUUUGUGGAUUAUCAGAGAUAAUUGUAUAUCUCAAGUUUCAGUUUCAAAUCUUACUUUAAAGUAGUUUUUUAGAAGCUGUACUGCAAUAUUAGAAUAUGGCGGGAUAUAAGAUAGCGAAUGAAAUCGAAUACAUUUUAAGUCACUUAAAUAUGUGGCACUAUAAAAAGAAAUUUUGUAUAAUAUGACCAUGUAUGAGUAGGUAUUGGUUUGAGCAUAAAUAUUUCAUCUUUGUGCUGACUUUAUGUGCAAUUGUUAAUUGCACAUGCCCUAGUAAAUCGGGCUAUAAUUUAUGUACAGUGUUUUAUUAAAAUGUUGACCUGUCUUCUCAUUAUGUAUUUUUCUUUUCAAUGUUUUUCAUUGUAAAUAUUUCAUGAAAAGACUAAGCAUUAGGGAAAUCACGAUAACUUAAAAAAAAAUCUAAAAACUUAUUUCAUGUGUACACAUGAGCCUCAGCAUGUGAAAAUAAGUAUUACCAGGUAUGCCCUAUGCUACCAUGGUAGCUCCAGACUAGCCUGCGCAGUAGAGCAGACUUGUCAGGAGCUACCUUGUCCCUUGUAAAGUCACAAAGUCAUGUAGUCCAACAAGCAGACAAUAUGACUCCUGUUCAGAGUUUACAGAUGCAGAUUUAGAUCAGGAGCAACACUUUUCAAAUAUGUCUGAAUGCCCUUUUUCGCAUUCUUAAAAUACAUACAGUUUUUGUACCUGAUCUAAUCAAGCUGCACACAGGCAUACUUGGGUUUAAUGAAUGUGUUAAAGAAUUGUCCCAUAUUAGCCUGUGCAAUCUGUAACCUGGGAUGACACUUUCCGCUUUUAAUAGAUUUUCAUUUAGAAGAAACUUUCUUUUAACGAAAAAUUCCAUAAAACUGUUAGGUGUUGUCUUAGAUUAGCCUGUGGGUACGACAUUGUCAAUCUGGGACUAUAGUUUCACUCGAACAUUAAGCCUUUAUUAUAGGGUAACAAACAUUUAAUCCUGACCAUUAAAAAGGUCUGCACAGCAUGGAUGAACUGGCUUUAGUUGAAUCAAGUCAUUUAUGGUCAAAUCAAUUCCUUAGUUAGAAAAUUCUGCAAUGGUUGGAUAAAUCACACAACAGUUGAAUAAAAAAUCAUUUACAUUGUCAGUUGGGACAUGCUAUGGUUCGCAUCAUAUUAUGCUGUUAAAUGCUUCAAAGUGUUACAUAUCUUAACUUAUCCCUGUUCAUGUGUAUUCAACUGUAAUAUUUGAGGUAAUGUGAUGGCUUUAAGCUUUUCAUAUUGUUUCCUUACAAUUUUUUAUGGUAGAAUGUGCUGAAUGUUCUUCAUCAUCACAGAACUGUGAGUGUACAUAACGUAAGGUAGAUACAAAUGUACCAUUACAUGUAUUGUUCUCAUUGUGUAUGGUUGGAUUUUUGUUUAGGAGAGACUUCCUUUAAUUAUUUUAUAUAUAUAUACAAGCGAUAAGUGUUGUACCUGAAAGACUUGUGCAGACUGUACAGUCUAAAAGUUAUAAUACUGUAUGCACAUGCAUUAACCCUUUGCAUGCUGGGAAAUUUGUCGUCUGCUAAAAUGUCUUCUGCUGAAUUUCUAAAAUUAGCAUUUUCUUUCAUUUUUUUCAAACAAUACUAUCAGAAUAGCAAACAGUUUGGAUCCAGAUGAGACGCCACGUUCUGUGGCGUCUCAUCUGGAUCCAAACUGUUUGCACAGGCCUUCAAAAUUCGGUUCCCGCACUGAAAGAGUUAAGUCAAGGAGUGCGAUUCACACUGUUCUGCUUGUACUCAUGUUUCUUGUAUGGAAAGUUAUUGUUCAUUACUUUGCACUAAUUCAUUUCAUUUAAGGCAACAUAUUGUCUUGAAAAUACAACAUGUUGAAAUCUUGUAUUUAAUUUAUUGACUGUUUUGUUUUAGGAUAUAGGGCUCUAAAGUGUUAUGUGCAGUUUUGAAUAUUACGCUAAUUGUAAUCAACAAGGUGAAGUUUUAUCGCAACAAUUGCUCAAGAUUCUUCAUUGAAAUACUUAAUUCACUAUAUUAUAACUAACAAAUCAUGACUUGAAUCUUGCCAAAACUGUACAAUAUAUAAUAUGAUUAUCUAUGAAACUGUAUUAUUGAAAUACUGCCCAUAUUUUUGACAAAUUAAAUUUAAAGGUGGAAAUGGUUUUAAAGGGCUGCUGGCGUCUCAUGAUUGUGGUAAUAAAUGUAUUGCAUGCAGUGUAUUAAUUUUAAUGAAACAUUUUGUAAACAAUGCAAGCUGUUUUGAAAUAAAAAAGUGAACUGAA
This is a messenger RNA of Dreissena polymorpha, 5750 nucleotides long. Its product is annotated as serine/arginine repetitive matrix protein 2-like. NCBI's taxonomy places the organism in Eukaryota, Metazoa, Mollusca, Bivalvia, Myida, Dreissenidae. Bases 162 to 1163 code for a protein of 333 amino acids. The transcript has 13 exons. The record is from RefSeq and is a predicted model, not a curated record.